AUGUCGUUCCGAGACGACUUACAAUUGAGUUCCCUGAUGAGCGAGCUCAACGGGUUCAAGAUUAAUGGAUCAACAUCCAAGGACCGUGAAAAGGUACCGCAUAACCUGUUGGGAGCAGAUAAACUGCAUACUCCCUCAAAAAGGUUAUCCUCCUUAAGCGUCUCGUUGGAUCCGCAGUUUAGUUCCAAAAUCCCCACCCGAUCGCCAUCUACCAAAUCGUUGAAACUGAUCGAUCCGCCGCAAACAAACAACUCGAAACUUCCAGUUGCAAAGCGUUUCUAUAGUGACUCAAAACAUACCCAACGGAAACCAUCUCUGAAAUAUGCUUCUGGAAUUCCAACUUCAAGAUCGAUGUACCAAAUCAACACAAAUAUCCCACAAGCCCCAUCGUACCUGAAACCAACUCUUUCGUCAUUGAACCGAUUGAAAGCCCACGAGAAGGAGAACGUUUCCCUUCAAAGACGUCAAAGCAUGAAACUCCCCGAGAAACGUGGCAUGGUGUCUUCCUCUAGUGUCAUGGACUUAAAAAUCUCCAAGUUUACGGACAAAAAACCAAGCAUUCCACCCUCAAGAUCGCAUAGAAACAUCACUGCACCAAUACGAAGGUCACAAGAGGCUCAUUUGGCUAGUCAGAACGAUCUCUAUUUAUUGUUGGAGUCAAGCAAGAAAACAUCACAACAAUUUAGACAAUACCUUUCGUUCUUGUCACAAGGACAAAGAAAUGAUCUUUCGAUCAGUCCAAUGGAAUUAGCAGUUGUUAGACCUGAUUUGUACGAACAAUUGACUGUUUAUGAAAGAGGAGAAAUACAACGCAAACAGGAAAUAUACUUUACAGGCAACCGGAAAGUCAAGGUCAAGGUGGACAGCAAAAAUUAUGGACUCAACUUUGGUUUCGAUGAUAAGGAUAAGAAUUAUGUGCGCAUGAUCGGAGACCACAUCAAUUACCGAUAUGAAAUUUUAUCAAACCUCGGUCAGGGCUCGUUUGGAUCAGUCGUAUGCGCCAGGGACCACAAGACCAACAGUCUAGUAGCCAUCAAGAUUGUUAAGAACGAGAUGGACUGGUCGGUCCAGGCGUUGAGUGAAGUCAAAUGUUUGAAACAACUCACAGGGAAUUCAUCAAACGUCAUCGAAUACGUUGAACAUUUUCACUUUAGGUCACACUUUUGCAUUGUCACAGAGCUGUUGCUUAUCAAUCUCUACGAGCUGAUUGAGUUGAAUCAGUUCAAAGGCAUCAAGCUUCCACUACUCAAACAAUUUGGCAAAGAUAUACUUGUCGGAAUGAAGUUCAUCCACGAUCAGGGCCUGAUCCAUUGCGAUAUGAAACCGGAAAAUCUCAUGUUAGCAUACAAACCGCAACUCGGAUUCCAUGUCAAGAUUAUUGAUUUUGGAUCUUCGUGCAAACGGGGAAACCUAUCGUUUUCUUACCUACAAUCCCGCUUCUAUCGUGCUCCAGAAGUUUGUCUGGGAGCCAGAUACAACCAUAAGAUUGAUAUUUGGUCAUUUGGUGCCAUAAUGGCAGAGAUGUACACCGGGCUACCUAUGUUCCAGGCCAAAGAUGAGAUUGAUCUCAUUUCAUACUUCAUAGCAUUUUUCGGAGCUCCAACCAGGAACCACAUUUUGCAUCUCAGGAAUCAGCUAUUAAACGAAGGCCCAAUCAUCAAUGCAAGUCGGAACAGUUCGCAAUCGAUCAACUUUGGGACUCUACUAUGGAGAGCAUUCAACGAGGAUGGCUCGCUGAAUGUGGGGUACUUGCACUCUCGCAAACCAGGGUGCAAAAUCAAGCCAUCGUCUCGAAGUUUGCGCCAGCAUCUUCUCAAACAUUGUGGCGAACCUGGUCCCGAUUUUGAGAAAUUUGUGGACUCACUCUCUGGCUGCCUUACCUGGAACCACACUCGCCGGAUGGAUUGCGACAGGGUUUUAUCUAUGCCAUUCUAUCAGUAG
Molecule: messenger RNA, 1941 nt
Organism: Ogataea philodendri
Lineage: Eukaryota; Fungi; Ascomycota; Pichiomycetes; Pichiales; Pichiaceae
Exons: 1
Coding region: 1-1941 (646 amino acids)
Biological process (GO): peptidyl-serine phosphorylation; peptidyl-threonine phosphorylation
Molecular function (GO): ATP binding; protein serine/threonine kinase activity
Source: RefSeq, a predicted model, not a curated record